Molecule: messenger RNA, 852 nt
Organism: Amphimedon queenslandica
Lineage: Eukaryota; Metazoa; Porifera; Demospongiae; Haplosclerida; Niphatidae
Product: trafficking protein particle complex subunit 4-like
Exons: 5
Coding region: 45-749 (234 amino acids)
Biological process (GO): endoplasmic reticulum to Golgi vesicle-mediated transport
Cellular component (GO): TRAPP complex
Source: RefSeq, a predicted model, not a curated record
UAGUGAAGGGCGUGGUCAACAUUCAGCCCCGCCCAUUAUCGAAGAUGGGUAUAUACAGUGUGUAUAUCAUCAGUAAAGCUGGAGGGUUGAUAUUCUCUCACGACAUGAGCUACCCUCAAGGAGAAGGAGAGGUGGAGUACAGCAGGUACCCAGUUCAAGGACUCGUACUGGAGGAAGUGGACCGGAAUAUCAUGUUAAAAUACGGAGAAGUACAGAAUCCGGAGAUAACCGGACAACCAGUUAUACAAGUUGGUUAUUCUCUGGUGUCCAUUAAUGGUGAGCCAGUAGUUAAUAAGUGUCUUCCUGAUGGACGGACAGCUCUGAGUGUUAUUGAUGAUCCGUCAUCAUUUCCAAUCAAACUCAAAUUCAAGAGACUCAAGGCAUCAAUCAAUGAGAGGAUUAUGUUAAUGAGCAUGCUACACUCUAUUUAUGCUAUUUCUGUUCGUUUGUCACCCGAGGAAGGAUCCAAAGGUAUCCAAUGCUUGGAGGCUCAGCAUUACAACAUCAACUGCACCCAGACUAGAACUGGUGUCAAGUUUAUUGUUGUAGCUGGUAAAUCACAACCAAAAGUGCCAGAGUUAUUACGAAAGAUUUACGAGCUUUAUUCCGACUAUGUAUUGAAGAACCCAUUUUAUUCACUGGAUAUGCCAAUCAAGUGUGAAUUAUUUACUGCCAAUUUGGUAAAAGUUUUGGAUAGUUAUGAAAGAGAGAGAGGAAGUAUCUACAGCACAACGACUGCUAACAACUGAUGACUAACAAUUAACUGUCUCUGUACUACAAAAUUUAUAAUUAUUAUUAUUAUUGUUGUUUUGUUUUUAAUUAUUCUUUUUUAAGAGGAGGCAUGGCUGGGAA